AGAGUUGUAGAGAAAAUGGAGAGAGAAACAGAAUUAGCUGAAGAGAAGCCAAGAAAGGGUGGUCUUAGAACCAUGCCUUUCAUAAUCUUGAAUGAAUCAUUUGAGAGAAUAGCAAGUUAUGGUUUAGUAAUGAACAUGAUAAUCUAUUUGAUGACAUAUUAUAAUAUGAGUGCCGCUACUGGUACUAGUAUUCUUGCAUUAUGGGCUGCACUUUCAAAUGGAUUAGCCAUUGUUGGUGCAAUUGUUGCUGAUUCUUACUGCGGUCGAUUUAAAGCUGUUGCCUUUGGAUCCAUCUCCACUCUUAUUGGAAUGAUUAUACUAUGGCUCACAGCUGUGAUUCCGCAACUCAAGUCUUUACCUUGCUCUCAGUUCCAACAUGUUUGUAAUGGAACAACAACAAUCCAGCUUGCUGUUCUAUUUUCAUCUUUUGUGUUUAUGUCAAUUGGAACUGGUUUUGUUAGACCUUGUUCUAUAAUAUUUGGUGCUGAUCAAUUGGGGGAAAAAGAGAACCAUGAGAACCAGAGGGUUCUCGAUAGUUAUUUUAAUUGGUACUAUGCUAGCACGGGGAUUUCAACUAUUCUUGCAGUUACAGUGAUCGUUUAUAUUCAAGAUCGUUAUGGUUGGAAAGUUGGCUUUGGUAUCCCUGUUAUCCUAAUGUUUUUGUCUGUCUCAAUGUUCCUAAUCGGUUCUCCUCUUUAUGUCAAAGUGAAAGCUAAAGAAAACUUGCUCAUAGGAUUGCUUCAAGCAAUUGUAGCAGUUUAUAGGAAAAGAAAUACUCGUCUUACAUUGACUGAUUGUGAUAACUACUAUCAUUCGCCACUUGAAUCCGAGAUCUUGACGCCAUCAAAUGACUUCAGGUGUUUGAAUAGAGCUUGUGUGAUUGAAGAUCCUCGAAAAGAUUUGAAUCCUGAUGGAUCAGCUUCGAAUCCAUGGAGUCUUUGUAGUGUGGAACAAGUUGAAUUACUGAAGGCUCUUAUUAGAGUACUUCCUAUGUGGUCCACUGGUUUUAUGAUUUUUGUGGCUUUAAGUCAAUUUUCAUCCGUACUUCAAGCAAAGACCAUGGAUAGACAUAUCUUCCCUCAACUUGAAAUACCAGCAGCAUCAUUCAGUGUAUUCAUGAUUAUUGCUUUAACAAUCUGGAUUACCUUCUACGAUCGUGUUUUGGUCCCUUUGCUAUCAAAAUAUACUGGACAGCCAAGAGGGCUAAGUCCUGUCAUCCGAAUGGGUAUUGGCUUAAUAGUCACCUGUAUGUCUAUGGCGUUGUCAGCAAUAACAGAAAGCAUAAGACGACAAUGUGCAAUAGAGGAAGGACAUGAGGACGACCCAAGUGCGUUAGUGAACAUGUCUGCUAUGUGGCUCGUACCACAGUAUGCACUACUCGGAGUGGCUGAGGCUUCCCAUGCUGUUGGACAGAUUGAGUUCUUCUACUCUCUGUUACCCAAAAGCAUGUCCAGCAUGGCAUCAGCUAUGUACACUGUUGGGACUGCUGUGUCGAGUUUGGUUGUAAGUAUUCUGGUGAGUGGUGUGGAUUGGCUUUCAUCAACUGGAGGCAAAACUAGCUGGCUUUCGAGCAACAUUAAUAGGGGUCACCUAGAUUACUAUUUCUGGCUACUUACUUUUUUGAGUUUGCUCAACUUCUUCUAUUUUCUGCUCAUCUGCCGGUUAUAUGAACCUGACAAUGAUGGGAGCAGUAGGUUAUCUCAUGAGGCAGAAGAAACACAAUGUGAUUAUACGCUUUUACUUGAAUCUUGAUGAUAUGUUGUACUGUCUUGCUGAAUAAUAUACUACUAUGCUAGCUUAGGUUUCUGUAUA
Messenger RNA from Solanum pennellii, 1812 nucleotides. RefSeq names its product protein NRT1/ PTR FAMILY 1.2-like. Gene Ontology annotation, molecular function: transmembrane transporter activity. The record is from RefSeq and is a predicted model, not a curated record. Gene Ontology annotation, cellular component: plasma membrane. Lineage: Eukaryota; Viridiplantae; Streptophyta; Magnoliopsida; Solanales; Solanaceae. Gene Ontology annotation, biological process: transmembrane transport. The coding region runs from base 16 to 1752 and encodes 578 amino acids. The transcript is spliced from 4 exons.